GGGGUAUCUGUUCAUUAUGCCUAAGUGUCUUAUUUAUAUUUUACAGCUACUCGCAGUAAUUAUUCAUUUUAUUCCAGGCAUUUAUAAUAAUUUUGCAUUUUAUCCAGAAAUUAUUCACUUGUUCCAGGCAUUCCUAGUCGUUUUCCAUAUUAUUUCGGACAUUUUUCAUAUCAUGUAUAAUUUCCAAGAACGUAAUAACGACCAUUAAAGCAGAAAAGGUGGGAAACAUAUAUAGUUUCUAUACAUAUUAUAUUCACUCCAUUUAUAUGCGUCAAAUCAUUAUUAUUCCACGUUUUCUCUAAAAUAAUACGGUACAAGUUUGAAGUGACUCACACGAAGUAAAUUAAACGAGGAAAAGUCAAACCGCAGAAUCAAAGGAAAAAUUUUCCGAAGGGCACUGACAGACUUUACUUGAAGUGAAAAAAUUCUGAAAUCUCGCGAAAAGCCGGAAUUUUGAGUAAAAGCGAAGGGAAGUUAAUAAGGGCAGUUUUUUGCCCUGUAAAAGACUGGAAAAUGAAGUUAAGUUUUUAAUAGGCGAGAAAAGCGAGUUAAUUGGGGAUUAUUUUAUCGGAUUUUUUAGCACUUCUGUAGCUAUAAAGUGUCAAUUUUCGUUCGUUAAUUGUGUUGCUAGCUUAAUAAUUAUCGUGCAACUUUAGUUGGUUACUAUAGUGAACCAAAAAUGUCGUCACAAAGCAUCAUUUCAUUACCACCAAAGAUGGAACUGACAGAGACACGUUUCCUAUCAUUGCAACACCCAAGAAAAUCGAGCAAAAACCCAACAAGACAUGUGAAUUUUAACCCAAUGGCAAGUGUCAUCUCGUACAGCGAAUCACAGGAGUGGAAUCCUGAUAUUUCCAAAAAAUCUGCGUUAUCUGGAUUGUUGGAUCAGCUCGCGUCAAAGGAAAAUAACGUGAGUUUUCAUGCCAAGAGACCUUUGGUGAAAAUAUGUGAGCAGUCGUUUACGGUGCAUGAUGGUGGGCCGGUGAAUUUGAAGAUUACGGUAGAACCCAGAGAAGAAAAGGGUCAUCUCAGAGGUUACCCGCCACCAUCCAACGCCAUGCUAUUCGACGACGACCCAGGCAUAAUGUCAGAAGUGGAAACGAGCUCCACCGGGUUCCGGAGGGGUGGCAAACAACGCAGUUCCCUACCGGUGGUACGCACCCCCAGUAAAACCCUGGAAAGGCCAUUGGUCUUUUUGCAAUACCGCAACGAGACCAAGAGGGCUUUGCUACCGAACGAGAUAACCUCCUUGGACACGGUUAGGGCGCUCUUUGUACGUUCGUUCCCGAAACAGUUGACUAUGGAGUAUAUGGACUCUCCGAACGUGAAGAUUUACAUGCACGACUCUUCGAAGGAUAUGUUUUAUGAGUUGGAGGAUUUAAGAUCGUACCUCAGGGAAAUCAGGGAUCGUUCAGUGUUGCGAGUGUUUGAGUCUGCUGACGUGUCAGGUGGGCUGCCAAUGGCGGGCAUUGGAAUAGCGGGAGGCGGUUUGGCGGGACAUUUUGAGGAUCCCAGUUACUUUUCUGAGCCGGAGUUCGAUUCGGAGUACCAGCACCAGCAUAUCCAUAAGAGCAAGGUUGGAGGAAAAGCACCGUACUACAUGGGUUCCACCACGAGUCUUCCCAGGGGAACACCCUUUCUCAGAGCCUACUCACCAGCAGUAUCCACCAUACCACCCGAGAGACUUAAGUCCUUACCCACUGGUGCUCCGGCCAAACCGCAGCGCGUCUACAGCGCAGGCGCGGGGAGCAGGUCGAGCUCCGCUGACGGAGCCCCCCGUCCACCGGAGCGGUUUGUCCCCUUCCAAAGGCCCACCAACCCCCAUUAUAUUCCAGAUGGCUACAUGUCUUCACCAGAACGAGGAUCCAGGUAUGAAGAUCCUUAUUAUAGUCAGUACGGUACUAGAUCUGGAUCUAUUACACCAGUGAUUGACGAGGAAAUCAGUGACACAGAACUUCUAGAUGAAUCCUACUCUCUUUAUGGGGUAAAAGUAGCCCCUGGGGCGCCACCCAGAACCGCGCCCAGAUCAGGUUUUCCUGCCCCUGCUGGUGUACCCUACGACGCCACCAGGUUAAGGGUGGAAAAUAUGGAAAGACAACUGGCGAACCUCACGGGGUUAGUGCAGAAAGCCCUUACGCAACCCAGCACCCUACAAAUACCCGGCAGAGACGGAUAUAGAGGGGAUGAUUUUGACAAAAACUCCAGCUCCAGCUCGACGUCCCUACCAGAUGACACCUACUUGCGAACAGAGGGAAAGGCCCCGAAAUUGGGCAAAUCGGGUUGUCAUAAAUCUGUAUCAUUUGAGAAGUCGGUAUCGUUCAGUGACGAACCACCGGAUAUGAACUCGCCUAAGCAACAUAGUCCACAACACGCAGCGGACCAAAAACCAACCAAACCGGCUAUCAAGUCAUCCACCUUACCCAGGACCUCAUCACAGGAGCGAGACAGACUUAAACCAGCCCCGCCCCCCAAGCCGGCAUCUCUCUCGCCCAGCCAAUACGACAGCCGGAUUUACCGUGAUCUACAGCUGACGCCCGAGAUGUACAACCAGCUACGGGGUCUACAGAAGAAGGCGAAAGAUCUACGCGCAGAAGUGAGGAACUUGCGCAGAAUGAGUCAGGCGCAGGCGCACUCCGUUAAGGAGACCAUCCGGGAUACUUUUAUUAAAAUUAGGGCGAUGCUGUUGGCUGGUGGAGAACAAGUAUGGCAAGCAGGAAUGGAUCAGGAACGUGUAAGAUUAACCAGAGAAGAAGACCUGUACAAACAAGAGAUGCUACGCCUGGAAAAGGACCUUGGAGAACUGGAAUCGACCGUCGAAGAACUCCGAGGUAACGUCAUCAACCGCAAAACCAGAGUGAACAUGUCAGACGUUGAAAAUAUGGCGCUGAUCUUGAGCAAAAGUUCCAAAACUGUGGCGGAUUUAAAGCUUCGUUUUCCAGGUUUACAAGACAGUAUGAAAGCCCUAUUGACCACCGAAAUGGACAAAAUGAUGCGCGAGGAGAAGUUCUUGAAAGAGGAACCCGAGAGGUUGGAAAGUGCAUUGAGGAGAUGUAAGAAAUUGACGGGAACGUUGGUUACGUUAAAACGACUCGCUAGUGUGCAAGAGCAACGAUUGCCAUGCGCCAAUUCGGCCAAUGACGGCCGCUUAUCCCCCACCGCGACGGAAACGCCCCCCGUCACACCCUUUAGCACCCACAGCAAGCCCCCUGCCGCCUCUCCACGCGUGGGGUCGUUCCUCAUCGGGGGAGACUGCUCCCCAAACCUCCACCACUCCAACGACAGCGAUAGCAGCCGUCAGGAGAACGCACUCGACACUCUGCUAGAGGAACUCCAAACGUUUUCCAAACCGCAUCCCCCACGUCUCUCUUCUUCGGAUAGUUCCGAGCCGCCUGCCAUUCCCGUUAAAGGAAUCCCCCCGAACCGAGCUCCUCAAAUGGGUGAUAUCGGACGAAAGGGUAGUAUGGACUCGGCCAGCUUCUUACCCAGCAAUAAUUUAACUGUCAGCACCGCCACUGGCAGUUUGCGCAGGUUACACUCGUAUCCAAGCGGCAGCGAUACGGAUAGUAGUCCUCCCAUACAACCGUUGGCGAAUAAAAGUGCCUCCGGCAAACCUCCUUUGCCCGAGAGGAAUACCGAAGGACUUACCGCCUCUGGGAAGCGUAUACCUCCACCACCGCCCCCCAGGACGAGCAGCAAAAGCCCUUUGGCCUCUCCGACUUCCCCCGGGUUACCUUUGAAGCCGAUGAGCCAGUUCGAGCAGGCGACACAAAACCUCGGACUGCAAACCUUAAGGAGAAACCUCCCGAACCGAUCCAGUUUGAAGGACUCGAAUAAAUCCCAAACGUUACCGCGUAACGUAGGGUCGAGCCUACAGGUGCCUAGUAGCGACAGUGAAGUACCCAUAUCCGCCUCGAAUUCCAGCAGUUGCGAGAGCGUCAACUCCCAAGAGGGAAAGUCUUCCAAGACCCGUAAAGAAGAACUGGAGCAGCGUCACCAGGAGCUGCUACGCAAACAAAAAGCUCUACAAGAACAAUACGCGCGUCUGCAGCAACUUCAACGUGGCACGAACGCUUUGGCGAUAGUCCCGCCACCUCCCGAUCAACUGCUAAAGAAAACCGGGAGCGAAUCGAAUCUGUUGCAAAAAAUGGGAUUGCAGUUGGCCACGUCACAGAUCACCGGGUCGUUAACGAAUAUUCCCAAUACCGGAGCUAGUCUAGUGAGCAAAACUACCCUGACUAAUACUAACAGUGAUACUAGUACGUCGUCGAUUGUGGAUAGUAGUAGUAAAAGUGAGGAGGCGAGCGAGAAUCCGGGGGUCGAGGUGCAAAAGAAGGUUUACGAGACGGAUAUUCUUUGACCGCAGCAAAUGAAGGAGGUGUCCGGGGAGAUCGAGUGUUGACGAUGGGAGGAACUGAGGUUGCGUCGAAGGGGUCAAAGGGUCGGAGAAUGAUGACGUGUUGUGGUUUUUUUUGUUUAGAGUCAGAUGGUUUUGGUUCAAAAAUUACUGCUGGUUGAAUCAGUUUUUGAAUUUUGAGGUUUAUUGGAUGAAAUAUUACUUGAUAUGGUAGAUAGCGCUAGUAUGUCGAUCUUAUAUUAGCCCUUUCUCAAAAUUAGUUAAAAUGGAAAGGAGUGUGUGUUGGCAUCAUCAUUUUUAAACUGUUUUUUUAAGGAUAAAAGUAAGUAAUGGAUACGUUUAUUUUUAUUAUAAAGUAUUACGCAGGAGGUUAACAAAGGAUCUGCGAGGAAUGCAAACAAAACCGAAAUAUCAAGGCCUGAAGUUGAAAAAAAAAACAAAAUUUUGGUAUAGAAAUUAGCUGUUUUUUAUUUAUUUGUGACCAAUCUACUCACUACUUUUAAAAACAUGAUUAAAUUUGGUCAAAGUUCUACUUUACAUUGAGUUUUAAUUACAAAUGAGCAUCGAAAAUCUCAUAUAAAACUUUAAUGAUUUUUCUUUAAUUUUGAAAUUAGAAUGACUUCCGCUUGAACCGGAAAUUGUCAUAAGGUGAAAUUUUUCAAUCACAAUUUGAUCUUUUUAAAUAUUAAAGUGAAGUUUUCAGAUAAUAAUUCUAAGGUUCCUGGUAAUAAGAAGAAAUUUUUCGAUAAUAAGAUGUAAGUUUCUUUAUUGUAACUGGACAUUUCUGGAUACUACAUGAAUAAAUCACUCACACUUUGUAUUAUACGUAUAAUUUGGCGAAAGUUUCCGUUGAUUAUUUAGAAAUAUUCGUAUAGAAUCUCGAAAUGUUCACCUAUUUAUUAUUUGGAAGUUUCUGGUUAAUAAAUUGAAAUUUUCACUUAGUGAAAAUUCGUAAAAGUAUUUAUAUUAUGUAUUUCUUUAGACAGUUAGUGGACCUAGGAUAUAUCAGUAUAUAAAAUAACCUGUUACAUAUUUAGAGCAUGAAGCUCUAUAGUACUAUGGAAAAACUAGCUAGGUAACUUUUUGAUAAAAGACUCUUGAAAAUCUUGAAAUUCUCUUGAUACGAAACUUAGUAAUCAUUUACUUUUUCUUUUAACUAUUCGUCGUACUUAUUGCACUAAAUCGUCAUAUUGUUUCAACUUUGAAGUGUUAAAUUAAGGUCCUAUUCUUAAACAUAUAUUGUUGACUGAAGAUUUCUUGAGCACUUGUUAGAGUAGGAAGAAUAGAAAGCUUCUACCCAAAGUUUAGCCUUAUGCUAUUCGGAAUAAUUCAAAAUCUGUCUGUUUAUCGAUAUCGUCUGAUUCAUAUUUAGAUUUUACAACAUUUCUAUGAUAAUUUGUUAUCUUGUUCAUUGGUUUAAAAAUCUUUGUUGACUUGGAUUCUAUUCAUUUAUGUUGAUCCGUUGUACUAAUCCCUUUUAGUCUCUUUUGAAUAGUUUAUGCGUUUUCAUUAUAAUUACUGUAAUAAUUUAAUUAUUGAUUACUGUGACAAUUCAGUUUUUUUCAGCUGUUAUGUACCCUGUUUUUUUAGGUCCAAUGUUUUUUGCACUUUCAGGAAUUUGUUAAGAUGAAUUAAUUAUAAAAUAAAAUAAAAACUUGGCCAUCACAGAAUUGCACAAUACUAUGUUAAUAGAUGGAGCUAGCAAUUCUAUCGUUACCACCUGGUUGUUUUUAUCUGGAAAUUUGCAGUUUCUAGCUAAAAAAUUCCGCUUCGUAUCUAAAACUUUCUUACUAAUUAUCCAGAAAUUUUCAGGUACUAUCUAGUUAUUUUCAGAUAAGUGGAUAUUACUAAAUUAAAGGGUAUUUAUGAUAAUUUGCCAUAUUGAAAUGAAAUUCAAAAGAUCAAGAGAAUUCCAAAAAAAAUUACUUUUUGUGAUUUUCUAGACCAUCAAUAUUCCGAAUGAUAAUAACAUUCUGCUAAAACGUAUCAAAUUGUUUUAUAGCAGCAGCAAAUUCCGGAAAAAUGCACUUUAAAGAACUCAUUUCUAUUUCCAACUAUAAGCAACUUCCAUUUACCAAUAUUCACUUCGCAAAUUUCAGACAUUAACUAGAAAAUAUUCGGUGAUUAUAUGGAAAAUUGUAGUUCCCAUAUCAACAAAUUUCUACCAAGCAUCUAUACAUUUAAGUUUACUAUUCCUCUAUUUAUUCGUUUUUUUUUCUGGAAAAUACAAAUUCUUACACAUUAAUUGAAAAUUUCCAAAUCUUUUCUAAAAAACUUCAAUUCCUAUAAGCAAUCUGAAAUUCCACCCAGAAUCUGAAUAUGUUCAUUUACUAAUUGGAUCUGGAAAUUUUUAAUUUCUGUUCCUAUAACUUCCUAUUAUUAAAUAACUCCUAUAAUUUGGAAAUUUCGAAAUAGUAUCUAGAAAUUUGCAGUUCCUAUUGGGGAACCAUCUGGUAUCUAAAAAAUGUUGCUACUCUCUAGAAAUUCCUCUAUUUCUUUAUUCUUAUUUGAAAUCUCUAAAUCAUCACAUAUUAACUGAAAUUUCCAAAUCUUAUUGGAAAUAUGAAUUGAAUAUUACUAGAACAUCUAUUAUCUGGAAAAUUUCAUUUAUUAUCUCAAAGUGUCCAUUAACUGUCGAAGAGUUUCCACUCAAUCAAAAGUUUAAUGUGGUCUUUCAGAGCCAUACUAUUAGGUAAAUUUCCUAAAAAAUCAUCAAACCAAAAGUGUUUAUUUCCUAUAUAUUCAGAAAACAGCAUUGGCAAUUAAAAAUUAGACUAUAAACUAAUAUUGCAUAUCUGAAAAUUCCUCUAUUUACCCUAUUUCCCUAUUCCUAGAAUCUCCAAACUGUCCCAUAUUGACUGGAAAUUUCCAAAUUUUAUUUGAAAAUUUUCAGUUGUUAAAACUCUACCUAGACUUUCACACAGAAACAGAGUCAGGUGGAAGUUUUGACGUUGUCAAUUAAAAAAAAGAGUGUCAAUCUGACACUGGAGUAAGCGCGUUCCAGAAAAGACUGUAUUCCUGAAUUUCGUUGCAAUUAGUGUCAGAAGUGGGAUAUUGAUAACCAAGCCUAGGAAGGACACGAAGUUAGGUCUAACAUUAUUAAACAAAAUUAGCUUGGAAACCGUAUUGGAUUGGAACCGUAUCAUAAUGUGUAAUGUAUUUAAUGUAAUCUGGAAAUGGCAAAGUUUAUAAAGAUCCAAGCAAACUUACUGGAACUUCCAAGGUAACCAGCAUGUUUUUACUGAAUUUCGUUGCAAUUGGUGUGACAAGUAAAGGAUAUCUGAAAGAUAGGAUAGCCUAAGAAGUCAGGGCAAGAUUGAAAGAUUAAUGGAUCUGCUAUUAAAGAAGUUUGAUGAACAAAGAGUAGAACAAGUGGAACGAGACAAGAAACUAAGAGAAGAACAAGAGAUUGGAAAUUUUCUUUUACUAAUUUAAAACUACUUACUGGAAAUCGUUAAAUCUAUGUGGAAAGUUCCAUCGGUUAUCUGAAAAUUUGCAUUUGUUAUCUAAGAGUGUUCAUAAACUAUCUACAAAUUUACACCUAAUAAAAAUGAAGAGCCACCCAAUUAGGUAAAAAAAAAAUUUGGGUCAUUUAGCUAUCAGACAUUAUAAGCCUAUUUUAAAAUGUCCAUUAUAUCUAUUAAAAAAGGUAAACCUCCUGGAAAACAGAAUUUAGUUUUUUAAUUAAAGGCUUUAAAAAAAAAAGAUUCUGUUAACUCUAGAAAUAAAAUUGUAUUAAAACACCAUAUUUAAGAUAAGCAAAUUUUCAAAUCGAAUCUACUGGAACUGCUUGUAAAACACAUUUAAUAAUUAUAGAUGCAAACCUUUAGGACUUUUAGAAACAAAAAACAACCAAUCACACUCCUUUUUUAGUCCUGAGAAAGGCCUAAGUAAGGUAGAAACGUCGUUCAAUUUCUGGGAAAAAAUCUGAUCCAACGAAUAUCCUGGAAGGAAAAACCUUAAACAAAGAUAACCACAACAUUAUAAGUAUUAGAAAAACCCCAUAUCAUAUUAUGUAUUUGGAUUGUUGCAACUUUUCUUUUAAAUAAUAUUAAAUGUUAGUUGUUAAGUUUUGUUCAUGAGAGGGCCAAAAAUAGCGAAUAUUAUGCAUUCUAUUUCACAUUCGAACCCUCUAAAUCAUAUUUAUUUAUUAGGAAAUAACGCGUACUAAAAAAAAAAUAUUUUUUAUGAAGUUUCUAGUCAAUAAUAUUAUUGUAAUUUGUAGCCGGGCUACCACUUUAUUAAUUAAAUAAAUUCACACGAUGCACCAUUGCAAGGUUUCAUUAAAGUUUUCACUGUAUAUAGACACUUUCGAAAAUUCGUUUGUGCAAAAUUAUUGUUUAAAAGGUCAACAUUUACCAUAUGUGUACUUACUAUAGUUAAUAAUAGAAGCAAGUGGAACCGCAUAUAAUAGUGUAAGUAAUAAUAAAGAUCCCGACAAAACAUGUUGCCAAAAUGCCAAAAAACAAAGAGCCUAAAAGACUUUUAAAAAUAUUUUUGAAAAUAGUUUAAACAAUGCUAAUCGUGUAUAAAAUUUGUAGAAUUAUUUACACACUAUAUAUCAACAAUUUAUACACCAACAUAUUAUAGAGACCAUUGAGGGCUAUUGAAUAAGUAUUUGAUAAAGGGCCUAAAUCGUUUCAGUGUUUUGUUUGUUUUAUAGUGAUUAAUGAUUGAUGAGGGGUGAGUUUUUGAUGAUCAGAUUUUCUCGAAUGUUCCAUUUUCCGUUCAGAAAAUACGUGUAUUGGCUGUAGAUAAUGUUUUUUGGACAUAUAGCCUGAAUACUUCUCGUCAGAAUGAAUCCGAGGUCAGUGUGUUAAAAACCCUUGACACAAGAGGAUUUCCAGCACAAACUGUAUUGAAUGAACCGUUUGCAACGUUUUCGCAAAUCAAUAAAAAAGAUACCAUGCGGUUUUGGGACAAUAAAGGCAUAGUUUUGUUCAAUAUCUAGUUCACCAAUAUGGCAAGAUACAGUAAAACUGGAAAGAAAUUGAACAAUGUGAUUUAGAAGAAAAGAUAGUCGGUCCUCUACUUACGAGAUUAUUGCAUUUGAGUCUCACAUUGCCUGGACUCCUUUGCAUGAACCUGUUGAUAAAUGUCCCCCAUUUCUUCCUGACCUGACCCAUAUAGAUUUCCAUCUCUUUGCUUCCAUGAAAAAAACAAUAAAAGGCUCAACUGCCUGGAAUAGCUAAAUAACGUUUUUAGAAUCUAUGGGUCAAAUGUCUAAAAAAUAUUCCAGGCAGUCAAAGUUUUUUUUUAAUUAAAGUUUCUAUGAAGGUUCAAAGAUUGACGCCUUGAAGGGUGUUCAAGGGCGAAGGAAGUAUAGGGAGAUCUGAACCAAAAAGAUGGUGACUAAACAUCUAGAUACUGAUCAAAAAUAUCUAUAUCUAGUGACUUCUAUUGGGUCACUGGUUUAAUCAAAUUCUUUAACUCAUUUCUAGCAAGUCAAAUGCUUCAAAUAGAAUGAUUUUUUUUCCAAAAUUUGUCCCGGAGUAGAUUUCUGGAAAAAAACAAAAAUUACUACCAAAAUCCUAAGAAACGCAAAAAUGUGUCCAAAAUUCCUAGAAAGUAUAAAAUAUAACUCCAAAAGCCUGAAAAAUGCAAAAAAAAUAUUUCCAAUUUCUGGAAGAUGGUAAGAAUUACUCCGAAGAACCUUAAGAAAAAUUCAAGACUCCUAAAAGGCAUAAACACGUCAAAAGCAUCAAAAUCACUCAAAAAAUCUAGAAGAGGCCAAAAAGUUCAAAACCUGGAAGGCUGUAAAAAAUAUUUUUAGAACCUAGAGUUAUCUUGGCAACAAGUACCUGGAACAAAACUUCAAACUACUGCAAAAAAUCAGCUCUUGGGGAUCUGGAGAACGGAAAAACUGCCUACAACUGCCUGGAAUAGGAUAAAGAUUACUUCAACUUGGACUGCUUGGAAUUUUGUAAUAAAUUACUUGAAAAAACAUAAAAAAUACUUCAACUGACAUAACAAAAACGAAAUAGGUUUGAUGAACCUGUGAAAACUAGAACCUAGAAAAACUGUCUUUAACUGCCUAAAGGAUCGCUAAAUCAAAUAGCAGAUCUUUGAAAAAGGAGAUAUGGUACUUAGUGACUUACAAAUAGAUCUAAUUAAUUCAACUGCCUAUAAGAACAACCAAAUAACUUGAAAUUACUUGGAGAUCUUGUAACAAAGAAACACUAUCUUCAGGAAAAAGAGGAAAACUAAUUUCUUUAUCUACUUCUAGACAUAUGUCUCUUCCACUUCCUUCAAUGUUGAAGACGUCAUAGAACAAACUGACCACGAAGAGCAAAGAGAAGAGGCAAACCAAUGGCAGAACAAGAAAACAUUGUAUUCGAUUACUUGAAAAAAGACAGACAAUACUUCAACUGCCGGAAUAAAAUCGAAAUAGGAUUGAUGAACCUAAGAAGAGGAAAUAGUGUAACUUCAACUGACACCAAACACUUAUAGUAAUUAGCCCAAUUAGCAAAAUUACAAUUAUUUAAAUGAUGAAACGAGAGAAACUACAACGUCGUAUGGAUUGCUUAGAGAAACUCAAUGUAGUAGGGAAGAAACAUUAAAAUGAUGAGUUUGAAGAGGUUAAAACGAAACGAAGUGAAGUCAAACUGCCUUUAAAAGAUGUUGAUUAAAAAAUUUGUCAAAGAGGAUAACGAACUUGACAACUGAACUAUCAACUUGAGAAUUGAGUUUGAUGAACAUGAAGAAAAACGGGUCACCAGGAGACGAUAGAGUUUUAAAAUGGAAGUACCUACUAGCAAUACUUAAAAAGCUGUGCAAACUAUGCAGUCCUGGAACAAGGAAACACUGUUGUCAAACAUCAGGAACAAAGAUGAAGUUUAUUGUAGUUUCUGAAGGUUACCUCAAGCAUGGCAUGUGUCUUAGCAAACAAUUCAGUUGCUUCUGCAAUUCCAGAAUCAGAGGCACGAUAGGCUGUAAAUAGUGGUGCCAUCUGCGAAAAUAGUUAGUUCUGAUGUGGACGACUUGCUAGAUAUAAUUAAUUUCUAAAUUUAGGGUGGAGGGUUAUUUAUUAUUUUGUUAAUAUAGGUUCAAAAAUGUUGGCAAUUACUGCUUGGAUCAAAAACAUAAUCUCAGUUUUGAGAACCCUUAGAUAAGGAAAAACUGUCUUGAACUGUCUAAGAUUAGAUAAAAAUUACUUCUUUGCAAUUAUUAAAAUAAUAAAUCGUAGAUGGCCCUUCUAAAUUAAUAGCAAAAUCGUACUUGAUGUCUUAUCCUUUAUUAAAAUGUAAGCAAGUAAAUUAAAGCAAGGUACUAUAAUUAAGGUAAAAAACGAAGACACUUCGAACAAAAACUCGAUUAAAAUCCAGAAAUUUAAAUAUAGGUUAAAGGAAAUAACGUCAAAAUUUGAAAAUUAACUUAAGGUUUUUAAAAAGGAUCUUUGAUGGAAAAAUAGGGCCAAAUCUACCUCUACAGACAAAAGCAUAUUCUUGAUGAAACAAUUUUUGGACUUUUAGCUUGAAAAUCCACUACUACAAGACCUAAGAUCAGAGAUAGAUCAGAGAUAGCUCAGUUAAGUAUUUAUUCUUGAAGGAAAAGACACUGCAUUUAUUGACUUGAAAAUAAACAAAAAUUACUCAACUGCCAUGAGUGAUAAAUGAAUCACUCGUCUUUAAACUCCAGAAAAACAGUGCUGUGAAUAAUUUAAUAGAUAUAUUCAACGGGUAUAAAGAACUUACUUAAAACCUCAUUACUGUUUUUGUUUCUAAACUUCAUGCUUUAUUUGUUUUAAUGCAUCUUCACAAAGUUCGGUCAAUAAUGCUGAUCAUAGUGAAAUGGGUCAGUAAUUUGAAGAAUUAUUCUUCUUCUUCUCUUUUUAUGUUUUUUGCUUCUUUUAUGUUAAUUAAAUUUUUUAAAGGACUGCAAAGUGGAAUGAUAUACCAAAUAUAUUUAAUCUCAAAAACGCACCUCUAAAUUUAUUAGCAUCUAUGCAUUUUCAGAGGUCCAUUGAACCUAAAACAAAGAACACACUUGUUUUAGUAACUUUUACCCCCUGUUUCUAUUUUAGCAUAUUCAAUAGCCCAAUAUGUUUUAUUUGGCUGACGCUGCACCCUCUAGAUCGGUUAAAAUUUUUUAGAAUAAUAUAAUACGUAUGUAUCGAUGUACACUUUGGCUCAAUAACUGUUAAACCGUAUAAUAUGUAAAAUACACUUACUACUACACAUUUUGUUGUAAUUUUUUAAAUUUUUAAUAUAUAUGUAUAUUGUAUAAUGUGUGAAACAACUACCCCCCCUCCCCCGUGCCCUGCCCUGCCUGCCCCAUUUUAUGAUAAAUCGGUGUCGCACACACAUUAAUACAACAAACGGUCACAAAUAGUGAAAUGGAGAAAAAAAUCGAUGUCUUUGUAAAUAUUUGGAAAUCUCGCGGCUACUACAAAAUAUAUGGUGCCAAUAAUAUUAAUAAAAACAAAUGUAAUUUCGAAGAUAAUAUUAUAAUAAAAACAUAAAACAGAUGUGAGGAAAAGUA
Anthonomus grandis grandis is the source of this 12835-nucleotide messenger RNA. Its product is annotated as coiled-coil domain-containing protein AGAP005037. Gene Ontology annotation, cellular component: cytoplasm. The record is from RefSeq and is a predicted model, not a curated record. Bases 680 to 4357 code for a protein of 1225 amino acids. The transcript has 18 exons. Lineage: Eukaryota; Metazoa; Arthropoda; Insecta; Coleoptera; Curculionidae.